AUGGCAGCUCCUUGCUCAAGAAACAUGCGUAGCAUCUCCAUUCUCCUCCUCCUCAUCUUCAUCUUCAUAUCAAUGGCUGCUAAAAGCGUGUCUGGCUGCAAGAGGGUCGCCUGCAGGCGGAGAGAGUUCAAGGGAUGCCACGGAAUAGUUCAUAACUGUCCUGCAGCCUGCCCUGAAACCUGCAAAAUCGAUUGCAGGACCUGCAAGCCUGUCUGCUACUGUGACAAGCCAGGUGCAGUAUGCGACGACCCCCGCUUCAUUGGUGGGGAUGGCAUCACCUUCUACUUCCACGGCCAGAAGGACAGAGAUUUCUGCUUGGUCUCCGAAACCAAUCUGCACAUCAAUGGCCACUUCAUCGGCAAGAGAGGGGAUGGCAUGAAGCGUGACUUCACGUGGGUUCAAUCCAUCGGCGUCCUCUUUGACGACCACAAGCUCUUCAUUGGUGCCAAGAAGGUUGCACAAUGGGAUGAUUCUAUUGAUCAACUGGCCAUUGCUUUCGAUGGCGAGCCCGUGUUCCUCCCCACCAAAGAGGAGGCCCAGUGGGCACCUCCGGCUUCUGUCCUUAUCAUCACUCGCUCAAGCAGAGCUAAUGAGAUCGUAGUGGAAGCUGUCAACAAGUUCAAGAUCACGGCCAAGGUGGUUCCCAUCAGCAAGGAGGAAUCCAGGAUCCACAACUACGGCAUUACUGCUGAUGAUUGCUUUGCCCAUCUGGACCUCGGGUUCAAGUUCUACUCGUUGAGCGGCAGCGUCCAUGGGGUGCUGGGGCAGACCUAUGCGGACAACUAUAGGAGCAGGGCCGUGGUGGGUAUGAAGAUGCCGGUGCUGGGCGGAGAUCGGGAGUUCUUGUCUUCGGGACUCUUCGCUGCCGAUUGCGCGGUCGCACGGUUCAAAGGCUCAGAACGCGCCGUCAUGGAGGGUGCUGUUGAUCAUGAAGACAUCCAGUGCAAAAGCAGCUUCACUGGGCGUGUAAUCUGUAAGAAAUGA
Molecule: messenger RNA, 984 nt
Organism: Nymphaea colorata (pocket water lily)
Lineage: Eukaryota; Viridiplantae; Streptophyta; Magnoliopsida; Nymphaeales; Nymphaeaceae
Exons: 3
Coding region: 1-984 (327 amino acids)
Source: RefSeq, a predicted model, not a curated record